ACUACUUCUUGGAGUAAGUCAAUUCACAAUACGCAGUGAACCAGUUACCUUUAACAACUCGCGGGAAUAGAUCGAUGCGCUUGCAGAAAGGGUUGCUCUUGUUGUUUGCUGGCAUCCUAUUUACCAGGAUCCACAUUGCCUCAGCAGAGUCAGACGCUCAGUUUAACACUGCUAGCGUACCACCUGUGCCUGACCGACGCUUGAGAAAGCACAAUUUCGAGCUCGCGAAGGAGGGAUCGGAUACUGAAGAGAGGGGGCUCAACGCUGAAGCUGCCGCCAAAGCGUUCGCAAUCGAUGCUAAAAAGAUCGACGAUGUGGCUUCGAAAAUGGAGAUUGAAAUGGCCAACGUGAAAUAUAAUUGGCUGAAGUAUUUGGCCCACCAGAAAUUAAGAGAUUUUGAAGGCCAUUCAAGCCAAGUGGCGAAGAAUGUGGCGAAAUAUUUCUCUGAAUGGAAGGCGAGCGGCUACGGCGCCACCAACGUUCGAGAGGAAAUGGUAGCUGCUGGGAUUACCGAUGAAGCGGCAAUUCAGAAUGCCCAGAAGUGGUUCGCCAUUUUCGCCAAAAAAUGUCGAGUAGUUGCUCAAGAUUUCUGAGCUAUUAGUAUGUUGGUUAUCUCUAUUAGCACCUCAACCCAAAUACUAAAAAGAAUACUGAUACAAUGAUUU
This is a messenger RNA of Phytophthora nicotianae INRA-310, 665 nucleotides long. RefSeq lists its product as hypothetical. The coding region runs from base 75 to 593 and encodes 172 amino acids. The transcript has a single exon. NCBI's taxonomy places the organism in Eukaryota, Oomycota, Peronosporomycetes, Peronosporales, Peronosporaceae. The record is from RefSeq and is a predicted model, not a curated record.